This is a messenger RNA of Spodoptera litura, 1464 nucleotides long. Its product is annotated as lipase 3-like. NCBI's taxonomy places the organism in Eukaryota, Metazoa, Arthropoda, Insecta, Lepidoptera, Noctuidae. Gene Ontology annotation, biological process: lipid metabolic process. The record is from RefSeq and is a predicted model, not a curated record.
AUGAAGGUUUCUAUAGUGACUUUAGUUAUAUUACUGUCUUUCAAUCAAAAAGUGUCUUGUGCUCCAAUAUUCGACUAUAUUGUGGGCAAAAUAACUGACAUAGCUGAUACAGUAACAAAUACUUUCGUAAAUAUAAGAGCCCAAGUGGAAAAUAUAUUAUUAGCAACGGGCAACAAUCGGCCCGUGUUACGACUACACUAUCCGAUGCUACACCAGCAUGUAGAUCCGAACUUCAAGACCAAUUUCAAUGACUUUGUAGAGAAAGCAGCAGCUGAGAACGAAACGGAAAUUCCAGAGUACAUCAAUCUAAAGUCGGAGCCGACUGCGCUCAUGUCCACGCCACAGCUGGCUACACUACAUGGAAGGAGAGUAGAAUCACACAUCAUUCAUACAAAAGACGGUUACCUGCUUACUUUACAUCGGAUAUCACCACGCAUGGACCGAAGUGCAGAAUUGAUGGCAGUUAACCAGACAGUGAUACUUCAUCAUGGUUUACUUGGCAGUUCCGCAGAUUGGAUUUUGUUAGGACCCGAAAAAUCUCUUCCAUACAUUUUAACUGACGCAGGCUACGACGUUUGGAUGGCAAACGCUAGAGGCAACUACUACUCCCGUGGUCAUGUGAAAAUGGCUGUAGACUCCGAUGCUUUUUGGAGGUUUUCUUUCCAAGAAAUGGGAGAACACGAUCUAUCGGCAGUUAUCGACUACAUUCGAAAUGUAAAAAAAAGUGAUGAUCCGAUUGACUACAUAGGACACUCGAUGGGUGCAACGGCAUUACUAGUAUUACUUUCAACAAAUCCUCAAUAUAAUAAGUAUUUAAGAGUUGGUAUCCUGCUUGCACCGCUCGUUUUCAUGAGUAACGUCGAAGGACCGUUUAAAGUUCUGACAGCCAUGGCAUCUAGCCCACCAGAACAACUCCUUAAACUUAUAGGUAACAAGGAGUUUGUACCUACUCGGAAAAUACCAAAAUGGCUUGCGUUAAAAUACUGUAAAGGUCCAUUACUGUUUUGCUGCAACCCUUUAUACUUUAUCAGUGGUGGUAUACCGGAAGAUAACCACGCCUGGAAUCUUAGUUUUCUUGCAAGAUUGCUGUACCACGUACCAGCUGGUGGGUCAACAGACACGAUAAUGCACUACGCUCAGUUGGUGAAAAGUGGAAAAUUUCACAGGUACAAUAAUGUGUAUGAAGAGUUUCCCCUCAACCAGGUGACGUUGCCCAUUGCUUUGUUCAGUUCCAGUGAAGAUUGGCUGGCGACUAUUCCUGAUGUACUAAGGUUAUACUUUAGUAUAGUAAAUCCUAUUGACCACUAUAUAAUUCGCGGUAGAAAUAUGAGCCAUACUGAGUUCGUUUGGGGAGCUCGUGCUGACGAAAUUGUUUUCAAGAAAAUAUUAGAGUUCCUGGAUAGUGGCCUAGCCAUUAUUGGAAAUGCUAAAAAUUCUAAUGAAGUUCAUUCUAACCUUGCUUAG